GAACUAGUUGGUACAACUCAGGAGAAGCGGAAUUGGCGUGGUAUAGUUAUAGCACUACUAGUGAUAGUAACAGUACUCGCUCUCAUUGUUACAGCAAUCAUAUUAGUCACUCCAAAAUCUUUAGACGAGAUCGAAGGGUCAAAGAUCAGUUUUAAAAGUUUCAUAAGAAAUGAAUAUGAACCAAGACAGUUCCAGCCGAUAUGGUUACCAGGCGAGGAGGCAUUUAUUUUCCAAGACAGGGACGGCGCAGUCAAAGAAUUUAAUUGCUUAGAUAAUUCGUCUACCGUUUUAUUUGGAAACUUAACAUUUAGGGAGCUCAACACAGACCAAUUUAAACUGUCGCCAGACAAACAAUAUGUAUUGUUUCAAUACGACAUUGAGGCUGUAUAUAGACAUUCCACCAUUUCAAAAUAUAAAAUUUUACAUUUAGAAUCUGGGGAAAAGUUUGAUUUAUUUAGUCCCGAGAUAGAUGUAUUCCAGUAUGUUGGUUGGACACCUACAGGACAUAGUCUGGUGUGUAUACAAUAUAAUGAUAUAUACAUACGCCGACAUCCUACACGUGGUAGUUUUGAUAAAUAUACAUUUGAUGGAACCGAAAAUAUUGACCAUAUAUAUAAUGGCGUUCCGGACUGGGUCUAUGAAGAGGAGAUUCUUAGCUCAGACAAUGCCCUGUGGUUCUCCCCGGAAGGAAGUUACCUUCUAUAUGCAUCAUUUGAUGACAGGGGAGUGAAUACCUUCGAUAUAACUGACUAUGGUGACAUGACAGAACGUUAUGUCAGCACCAAGUAUGUGGCAUAUCCCAAACCUGAUACCGAAAAUCCAAAGGUUCGACUGAAAAUUCUUGAUCUUAAGAGAAACAGAACAUUAGAAAUUGAUCCUCCGGAGCAUUUAAGGAACAGAGAUCAUUACUUCACAACGGUGUCUUGGCAGGACGAAACCCAUGUUCUUGUUUCUUGGAUGAACAGAGCUCAGAAUCUUUCAAUACUUUCCAUUUGUAAUGCCAUCAACGGUAGCUGUGUUCAGAAUUACAGAAUUGAGGGUGACGGUGGCUGGGUUGACAUGUAUCGUCCAGCAAUAUUCAAACCUGACGGAACGCGAUAUUUUCUGCUUUUGCCACACAAAGAUGGAUCUGCUGGUAGUUUUCAACAUAUCGCGAUGAUCGAUCCAUCUUACGAUAUAUCGAAAAAGACGGGUGAUGGCUCCAAAGUAUUUCUCACAAUUGGUAGAUGGGAUGUGGUGGAUAUUGUUGGUUAUGACGACGAUUUAAAUUUAAUAUACUUCAUUGCAACAAAACAGGGCGAUCCCCGAGAAAAACAUUUAUAUAAAACAACGACUCUUAAGGACCACGAAGAUUAUAGAAGGGUCACGUGCGUAUCAUGUGAUUUUGAUGAAGGCUGUCAAUAUGUUGAAGCCAGUUUUACGCCGACGGGGAAAUAUUACAUACUGGCUUGCAAAGGUCCUGCCGUACCAUCAUAUCAUUUGUUUUCUGUGGAUGACGGAUAUGUAAUCACAUUAGAAGAUAAUGCUGAUUUGCGGGAAAAACUUUCGGGUGUAAGCAUGCCGAUUACAGAGUAUGUUAAGAUUCCGAUCGACGAAGAAGCCACUGAUUAUAUGUGGUCCAAAGUUUUGCUUCCACCGAUAUUGAGAAAAGAUGAGAUAAUUACGUAUAACAUUUUAUUUAAAGUGUAUGGUGGACCAGGAACACAGCUUGUAACAGGAGAGUUUAGCAUCGGCUGGGAGCAUUAUUUAUGUAGUACACACGGUAUAAUAAUUGUAUUUGUGGAUGGGCGUGGUACCUCAGGGAGAGGAAAUAAAUGGUUACAUGCUAAUUACAAGAAACUAGGCACAGUUGAAGUUGAGGAUACAAUAACAGCAGCACGAUAUUUUAAUAAAUUGCAUUAUGUGAAUGAGCAGACAGCUAUCUGGGGACUGUCAUAUGGAGGUUUCUUGACGUCAUCGGUGAUAGGUCAGGGAACAGAGGCAUUCAAAUGUGGUCUUGCGGUAGCACCCGUUACAGAUUGGAGAUAUUAUGAUUCGGUAUAUACAGAACGGUAUAUGGGUUUACCGAGGGCUCAUGAUAAUCUUGCUGCUUAUAACGCUGCUAAUGUAUCCAGGUUUGCAUCGAAUUUUAAAUCGGCAAGGUUCAUGGUAAUACAUGGAACUGGGGACGACAAUGUUCAUUUCCAAAAUACCGCUCAACUAAUUAAAGCAUUAACAGAGGAAGAUGUAUAUUUCAGAUCUCAGAUUUAUACGGACGAAAAUCAUAAUUUAGAUGGCGGCAAUACUAAGAAACAUUUACACAAUACAAUGGAGGACUUUAUUUUACAAUGUUACGGGAAGCCUACAAAUUUUGAUGAGCUAAACGAUUUCUCUCUUGAGGCUGAAAAAGACGUGGAAGAUUACGAUUAAUAGAUUGAAAACAUUGAUUUAUUCCAAUAUGAUUUUGAUGCUCAUUCUGAUAAUACGAGGGAAAAAUGUCAAUUGUUCAGUUCCGACGAACGAACAUUGUGCUUAUGUAUGUACAAACUGCGGCGAGCUUCUCUUUUUUCCAGUAAUUGGUGUGGAGGUAGUGUGUUUAUUGUUCAAAUGAGAGAGAAAUUGUGAUAUAUCUAAACGCUACUUUUUAGAAGAAGAGUAUUAAGAAACUUCCUUGGCCAUGGAAGGACAUGUUGCUAUAGAUUUAUACCAGUGUGUUUAUUUAUUAUACAGACCUCUAAAAGACAUCUUUAUCACCAAACUAGACGCUUCAAAAUCUUGAAAUGUCAAAGUGAAAGUCUCAACUGAUUUAAAUGAAAAACAGAUCGAUAUUCAAAGUUUCUUCACACAAUAACGUAAAAUAACUUUCCGUUAUUUUGGUUGGUCAUUUAUAAUGAAAAUAACAUAUUCAAGCAAAUAAAGAUCAAAAUUGCUGAUGCCAUACGAUAUUUAUGUUGCAGCAAAUAAUGUACAUCAUGUGCCAAUUCGCAUUACAUUUUUCUAUUGCCAUAUAAUUCAUAGUGCCAAGUUAUUUGUUCACACGCGACCAUGUUAAAGUACAGAAGAUGAUGAAAACAUUAUUGAUGAAGCUUGAAUAAAUAUGUCGAUACAUGUCAUAGCUUAUAAAUAGGAAUUGAUAAUGAAAUAUCACAGAAGGCAAGCGAAGAUAAGGAGUAAAUGUAUACUUUUGUUAUUGCAUACAAUUUACAAAAGUGAUUAUCAUUAUGUCGAUAUUGUUUAUAUUAAAAUUGCAUAUGUGUUAACACACGGCCCAGGGAUGAAUGUUUAGUGAAUGUUUCGACAAGAAAAGUAAUGGUAUUGCAGAAUAAUUAUGAUCAGUAUGUGUGCUGGUACAUUGAAUUUUCUAUGUAUGAACAGGUUCUAAACUGAUUGGUGUAUUGUUAUCUAAUUGGUAGAUUUGUAAAGGAAAUUGAAGAAUACUGAAAACUCACUGUGAACUUUUUAUUUCAAUGCUAAGGGGGGCAUAGGAAGCUGUCUGUAUGGUUGUUUAAACCAUGAGAAAAAAUACUGUGAUAAUGAAACUUGUGCAGGACUGAGAAAUGUUUGAAAAACGGGUUAAAGAAUUGGAAUGCGCGUAUAAGCAAUUGUGUAAUAAGAUAAGGUACUAUUUACAGUAUAAAAAUAACUCAAUAUUCUUACAUUGAAUUUGACAGAAUAUGGAAAGCGGUUUUGUAUUGACAUUUUCUUUUUCUUAAUAUGCUUCACCAUCGAUACAAAAAAGAUUUAGAAUAAGAAAUUCGUUGCACAUUUUUGCAUGGUGAAAAUGGUGUAUAAUGUACGGAUGUUUUGAUUGGUUGUUAUCAGAGUAGGCGUGUUUAAUACCAUGGUAUGAUUGUUAACCAGUACAUGUUGGAAUGUUGUUAACAUAGAAUGGUUUUGACAGUUGUUAUUGUUUGGAUUUAGCUUGAGGGUAUAUUAAGAAUAAAUGCCAAAAUCAUUAUAGGUAUGAACCGAUUUGUCAAAUAAAAACUGAAACCGAACUGUCAACGAAAAUAGAAAAUUGUUGCAGACGUUUUAUUUUUCACUGAGUAAGUGUCAAACUUUAUAAACAAUUAAUCAACAAAUAUUUGAUUUAAAGUAUAAUAAAUGCUGACUUAUUGCUAAUAAUAAUAAUAAUGAUAAUGAUGACGUUUUGUUUUUGAUUAUUUCAAACAAGAGGUGUUUCAAAAUAUAUAAGACAAUAUAAUGAAUAGUGGCAAGGGAUGGAUAUAAAAUAUGAUAUUGGAAUUGAGACAUUCCCCGUUCCUCCAAACACUGGGGAAAUAUUAUCUUGGGAAAUAUUGCUUUACUUAUUUACUAUUUAUUCAAAAGUAUUCAUUUAUUGAAAAUUCAAAGUUAUUUAUAAUGUUACACAUACACUUGCAUGCUAUCAUCCCAGAGUAUCAACUAAGGUUUGUAUAGAUGUGUUACUGUAAUUGAAACGUGUAUUAUUUUAACAUUUUGUAUGUGAAUUGAUAUUGUUAGAAUUCAGGUUUGUUCGCAUCCAUUCCAUCUACAUCUGUAUUUAUUAAGUUAAGUUUAUUUGAGCGUUCAAAGGGUUACUGGUAAAUCAGUCUUGCUUAUCGGGCAUUACAGUACUAGCUUGUCAAAAAUGUUCAAUGGAUUCAUUAUUCCGAAAACUCUUUGAACAGCUCUUUUAUCUUUCUGAGUUUUGAUUUUGAACAAGUUUUCGUUGUUUCAUUCUUCAUAAUUAUGAACUUUUGAAAUUCUCGUAUAUGAAUUGUAUCAUUUUUGUUAAACAUUUGUUUAUUUGUUUCGGUUUGAAAUAACGUGAUAGAUAUUGAAUCUUAAAUGUUUUUACAUAAAUUUGUUCAAUAACAUAAUACAUUUUGUUAGACAUUUACCUACUAUACGUGUUUAUUUACCGGGCUGCAAACGUUUCAAAUGGAUAAAAACGAAAUACUUUCUGUAAAUAUUUUAGCAGAACGUGGUAAUUAUUUCAUAAAUGUUCAUAUAUGUUGUUUGUUUUGCUGACAUGUGUCUGAUAUUACAAACUUUCAUCGCCAGUGGGAAUAUACAAUCACACGUGCGAGGUCAAAAUUUUAAUAUUUCUAUUCCCAAUUAAUUUGUUGUAGGAAACGAUUUGUUCGGAAAUACGAUACAAUGCAGUUCAAUAAUAACCUAAUUAAAUCAAAGGGCUGCAAGCUCUGUGGUAUUUUCUGAUCUUUGCAAUCUAAAUCGUACAUUUUCCUUUGAUGUAUCAUAAUUCAUCUUGCAAGGCAUCGAGUUGCAGCUACUGCGUUUAGAUUUUUUGCUAUAACAGUUUGAUACAUACGGAAAUUUGCAUGACCAGAGUUUCUAACUUGCAUUAUAAAAUCAUUUAUGUACAUUUUUUAUGACAGCCACACCUUAUUCUUGCAUAUCGUGGCUAAUUCCUUAAAAAAGAAUAUUAAAAUCGCUAAAAAACAUUUAAGAUUAAAAUCGCUAAAACACUUUAAGAAAAAAAACAAUUGUUGCCUUACCUAUACCUUUCUCUUCCUAAACAAGCGUGUUACCCCUCGAAAGUUUGAAGCAAACCAAAUUAUUCAAAAUUUAGAAUUUCCAUUAGGGUUUGAAAUCCUUAUUAAUGUCCAGAUAUUUUGUUCACGGUAAUUUCAAUAAUUUAGCAAAAAUCUUCCCGCCCUAAAAGUCCGACAUGUAUAUAAUAUUUUACUAUCGGCUGAAGAGCCCUUUGUUUACAUGGAUUAAAUUAUCGGGCUUAACUUAUAAGACCGUUACUUAAGGUAGAAAUUGAUAAUCGAUCGUCGACUGCCCUAAAUUUGUCCCUGUCCUAGAGUCAACAUUCUUAAUUUGUUUUUCAGAAAACCUAAAUAACAAAUGUUCAUUAAGUCAGCGUUUAAUUCCGAUCACAAUAAUCCGAACCUUUACGGAAAUAGCCGAGUAAUUUUCAUUGAUAAAAAUGAUAUUCAUCCGCGUAAUUUGUGAUUGUCCAUUUAUUGACUAUUCUAUAAGCCAAGGCUACUUUGAAUGCGUUUUAAUUCGCUGGAUACUUGUAACAAAAUAAAAAUAUGUCUUUCUUUUACAUCGCUAGUUUUAAGCUGUUUUGAGAACUAUAUUUUGUUGUUAGGAUUGUCGGGAAGCGCUGUUCCUGAGAUUGAAUGUCAGCAUUGUAUUUCCUGACGCUUUUGUAGCGUUUAUCUUCUUUUAGUAAAAUUGAGUUGUUACAAUAAUUUAAGGAAACGUUCAAGGGUCAUUUUUUAGUGAGAUGAAAUGUUUUAACACAAACCAAUGUAAUUUA
Molecule: messenger RNA, 6235 nt
Organism: Ruditapes philippinarum (Manila clam)
Lineage: Eukaryota; Metazoa; Mollusca; Bivalvia; Venerida; Veneridae
Product: dipeptidyl peptidase 4-like
Biological process (GO): proteolysis
Molecular function (GO): serine-type peptidase activity; dipeptidyl-peptidase activity
Source: RefSeq, a predicted model, not a curated record